UUGGGGCUGUGGCCCCCCAAAAUGUCUGUGCACGUCCCUGAGGCUAAGUUGUUUGCACCAGAAUAAGUUUUGUUGCCACAUCCUGACCACAGGAGUUAGAUUGAGAACAAGGAGGAGAGAGGAGGGGGGAAAGAAAGUAAAACUAAACUCUCCACCUGUGUUUUAUGUCAGGUCAGAGGAACCAGAGGGGCUGAAGAGGAAGUCUUUUUGUGUAUCGUUUAACUCGGUUGAAUCUGUGACUCUGGCGCUCCCAGUGUCUCCUCGCAGCACGUGCAUGCAGCUGCACAGCCCACAGUGGAAUCAUAUGAAGAUCACAGAUCUCCUCUCAGAUCUUCUCUCAGCUCCCACGGACUCGCUCCUGAAAUUUUACAACUAACAUUCCCUACAGGGACUGUCCCCACCCCUCCAGCCCCUCUGCGCUCGGCUCUAGCACGGAACCGCACGGCACGGCUCUCUCGACCCAGCAGAGCCAGCUCGGGCCCUCCUCCAGGGCUGCGUGAGCCGGUGUUUGAUUGGAUUAGAGUCGGCUCGCCUUUGCCCUCUAACCUCGCUGAUGGUGGUUGGCUGCUUCCUGCUGCCUCCGCUCCCCCUGACCGACUGAGAGAGCCUGCCGAAGCCGCACGGCGAAGCGCCCUGCACGGACACAGCCGACGGGGACGAGCCGCUUCCAGCCUGAGCCGAGACAAGCCGGAGCGGAGCCACAGUGCACACACGGGCGGUCGGGCUAGAAGAAAAACCCGAAGCAGCCAUGCGGAGGAAAUCGAGGAUAUCGUUGUGUUUUGCUGUGCUGUGGGUGCUGGGGAUAGCCUACUACUACUACUCAGGGACAGCGCUGAGUCGAAAGGAUGAUUGGGGCUCCAGUGACUCAUCUAGUAAAAGCAAAACUCACAGCUCUGACGAUAAGACUCAUGGUCUGGAGACCCUGCCACCAGGCAAAGUGCGCUGGCAGGAUUUUGACCAGGACCUAUACGUUGGUGCCACAGUGGUCCGAUCAGGUCAGGAUCCAUACGCCAGGAACAAGUUCAACCAGGUGGAGAGUGACAAACUCCGCAUGGACAGAGCAGUGCCCGAUACAAGAAACGACCAGUGCAGACAUAAACAAUGGAUGUCAGACCUACCAGCCUCCAGUGUGGUCAUCACCUUCCACAAUGAGGCUCGCUCUGCUCUGCUGCGGACUGUGGUCAGUGUCUUGAAGAAAAGUCCUCCUCACUUGGUCAAAGAGAUCAUUCUGGUGGACGACUACAGCGACAAUCCGGAGGACGGAGCGUUGCUGGGGAAGAUUGAGAAAGUGCGAGUGUUGAGGAACGACCGCAGAGAAGGACUGAUGCGCUCGAGGGUUCGUGGUGCAGACGCUGCCACAGCGCCAGUGCUCACCUUCUUGGAUUCUCACUGUGAAUGUAAUGACCACUGGCUGGAGCCGCUACUGGAGAGAGUGGCUGAGGAUAAGACGAGAGUAGUUUCUCCAAUUAUUGACGUCAUCAACAUGGACAACUUCCAGUAUGUAGGAGCCUCGGCCGAUCUGAAAGGAGGUUUUGACUGGAAUUUGGUGUUUAAAUGGGACUACAUGACUCUGGAGCAGAGACGAGCCAGACAAGGCAACCCCAUCGCACCCAUAAAGACUCCGAUGAUAGCAGGAGGUCUAUUUGUCAUGGAUAAGGAAAACUUUGAGCUGCUUGGAAAGUACGACAUGAUGAUGGAUGUGUGGGGAGGAGAAAACCUUGAGAUCUCAUUUCGUGUGUGGCAGUGCGGUGGCAGUCUGGAGAUCAUCCCCUGCAGUCGAGUCGGCCACGUCUUCAGAAAGCAACAUCCGUACACUUUCCCAGGGGGCAGCGGGACAGUGUUUGCAAGGAACACAAGGAGAGCAGCAGAAGUGUGGAUGGACCAGUAUAAAAACUUCUACUAUGCUGCUGUCCCAUCAGCGAGAAACGUCCCCUACGGAAACAUCCAGAGUCGUUUGGAGAUGAAGAAGAGAUUAGGCUGUAAGCCAUUUAAAUGGUACCUGGAGAACGUCUACCCUGAACUGCGGGUCCCAGAUCACCAGGACAUAGCGUUUGGAGCCUUGCAGCAGGGAGGAAACUGUCUGGACACCCUGGGACAUUUUGCUGACGGGGUGGUGGGCCUCUAUGAGUGCCACAACGGUGGGGGGAACCAGGUAGCGUUACUGCGACCACACACACAGGAAUGGGCCCUGACCAAGGACAAAUCAGUCAAACACAUGGACUUGUGUCUCACUGUGGUGGACAGAACAGCCGGCUCCCUCAUCAAACUACAAGGCUGUCGAGAGAAUGACAGCAGACAGAAAUGGGAGCAGAUCGAGUCCAACUCGAAGCUUCGUCACGUGGGCAGUAACCUCUGUCUGGACAGCCGCAGCGCCAGGAUGGGCGGACUCACCGUGGAAGUCUGCAGCCCCAGCCUCAACCAGCAAUGGAAGUUCACCCUCAAUUUACAAUCCUAGGGGGCGCUACAGUCCCCAGGCAGAGUUGGAUCUUGAAUAGAGACACCAACAGACUCUGAGACACGGGUUAGAAGAUGGACUUGAAGGAGAAAGACAAACUCAAUGGAUAAAAAUGGCUGUUUUUUGCUCCUCAGAGGUGCAGCCCGUCAUGCACCCCUCUCCCCCAACUCCCCCCACCCCUAAAAAAAAAUAUAUAUAGAACAUGAGCCACGCACCCUGGGGGGAGGGGCUUGCAGACCAUUACCGGAGUAAACAGGAAUCUGUCUGUGUUUGAUGCUGAGGAUAAAAGCGAUGAAGAGGCUUCCCACCCAGACUACAUACCUCAGUGUUUUUUCAUUGAUGGUUCCAGAAGCAAAUGUUGAGUGAAUUCUUUUUUUUUUUUUUUUUGUUCUUUUACAUUAUUCAAUUCUGGUGAAAUAGGACUCUUUGACAUUUUUACUUUGCAAUUGUUUUAUUUCAUUUUUAUUAAUAUUUUUAUUCCUUGCUCCUGUAAACCUUCACGGGGGAUACAGGAGCUUUUUUUUGUUUUGGAAGAAUGGGAUGUUGGAUGUUGGUGUUGUUGCUCCUCUCCAGUGCUCUCUUGUUGGUUCUCCACACUGAACUCGAGCCCGUAACAGCAGAUGGAGGCUUCAGGUUGUGGUUUUUGGUGAAGGUUUGGAUGAAGGGAGGAAACGGACUCGAUUCUUUGAGCUUUUCCUCUUGUUUACUUUCAUUGGUUCACAGGAUCAACAGAGAAAAUAGAGACGAGGUAGAGAGAAGAUUACUUUGUGUACUUUCUUGUCUCCUGUUUGAUUUCUUUCCUACAGAUUGUCUCUUGAGGUGGGGGAAGCGGUUCAGGGCAGAGCUUAUGUACUUUGGACUGGGCCGGACACUGGAACAACUGUUCCUAUAACCAGGAAGUGUCUUGAAGCUCACAUUGAAGAUUUUUAGCACUGGCUGUCUCUACGGGAAACACAGAAAAUAAAUCUCCAGUCUCUUUUUGUUUACUUUAAAGAAAUGGAACCAAAUUUCAAAUGGAUAUUUUAUGUUUCAGCAGGAACGGAGAAGCGAUUAAAAUAAUUUUUCAUGACUCUCGCUUCUCUCUAACUGCUUCCUUUGGGGCAGUUCAGUUUAUACAUCUUUUUCCUGCACACAUACUUGUCUUAGCAUGUGUCUAUAUUUCCAUUGUAGGAAGGUCACUGUCUAAUAUCCACCUUCAAACUGCAUUUAAUGUUUCAGCUUCUUCUCUAGAGCCAACAGGUGUUUGUUGCAAAUAGAUAAUAGCUGCAUUUUAAAUAUCCCCAUGAUGAGAUACCCAAUAUUUUACAAAUUCAUUCGCAUGGACAGGAUGAGGUGAGUGUUGAUCCACUUUCUACAUGACCCUGCAGGCACAGGCAAAGGAGAACCACCAGUGUCUAAGUGUGGCACACUUCUCAGAGGACUCAUAAUGUCGACCUGUAACAAGGUUUUUUUUAUUAUUUUUAUUUAAAGGAGACUCCAGAGAGCUUAGUCCAGCCUGUGAACAGAGGUCAUGCUAAAACAGCAUCUCCAAAGCCUCUGAGUACAAUCUGUAUGAAAUGUGCAUGCACUCGUCUUCUUGAAAGCUCAGAAAACCUGCAUGUAUCACCAACAAGUUCCCACAGUUGCACUCAGUCACUAGUGAUUUGCAUCAACAUAUUUUUUUCCUUCACUGUGGAGGUUAGAUGAGCCAUCUGUUCAGAAGUCUGAAACUGCAAUAAACAAGGUUUCUCUAUGUGACGUACUCUGCUUGUCCACAAGGCAGCCAGGUUUUUCUGAUUGCACAAGCGGAAAUGUCGAACUUGCGCUGACGCUACAACUUCUAAGUUUCUUGUUACCUGAUUGUGGUACAGAACAGAUUGAAUUUACAGAGCGUGUAUCUGUUUGCAAGUCGAUUAUCUGAUGCCUGUUUUGCAUCUUAUGCAUAACUGCUCUCCCUUGUGCUUCAUCAUCUCAUCUGUUUCCGUCAGAGAGGAGUCACGAUGGUGGAUUUGUGGGUAAAUUGGUUUUGAUUAAGUUCAGAGUGACUCAUCACUUGGCAUUUUUAAUGCAGCUACGUACAAAAAAACCACAAAACAUCCCUAAAGAGAUGAUACUGUAUGACAAAAAUCAUUCCUGGUUUACUCUAGAAAGAAGCUGCAGCAGAAAUUGUUUAUUAAUGUGAACAAAUGUUUCUUAUUUCGCUCCAACCUUCUCAUCCUUUCUCCUUUGAUUUUUUCUUUUUUUUUAUAAAUAGAUUUUCCAAACCUGACAAAGACAGCUGGUUGUGUUUGCUCUGUUGUCUGAUACUCAUGAAUCCUUUCCUUAUGUUCUGCCAUGUUGUUUCACUGGUCCUGAUGAUAGCCUUGUCUUAACGCCUAAGUAGAGAGGAGAAUGUCGGCUGAAAGUGCAGCUGGUAGAAAAGCCUAUCCUGUGACUUGAUAGGUCGCUUCAUGAAGACCCAGGGUAUGAGGCCAGAUUCUCACCCUGAGGUGGGGGUGGGGGGGGCUUUUGUGUUGCAAUGGUGACCAGACUUAAGGGCCCAAAUCUGGUUAAGGCUGGUUAUCAAGAGGUAGAUAUACUGUCAACUUUUAAAAUACUUUUUCCAUUUUUCCAUUCUGUGGGGAAAUUGUAAAAUAAUAUAAAAUA
This is a messenger RNA of Paralichthys olivaceus (Japanese flounder), 5080 nucleotides long. RefSeq names its product UDP-N-acetyl-alpha-D-galactosamine:polypeptide N-acetylgalactosaminyltransferase 2 (gene galnt2). The record is from RefSeq and is a predicted model, not a curated record. Gene Ontology annotation, molecular function: polypeptide N-acetylgalactosaminyltransferase activity. Gene Ontology annotation, biological process: protein O-linked glycosylation. Gene Ontology annotation, cellular component: Golgi apparatus. NCBI's taxonomy places the organism in Eukaryota, Metazoa, Chordata, Actinopteri, Pleuronectiformes, Paralichthyidae.